AUGGGCAAACUGAGCGAUGACGACGGCGGUGAACUGAGCGACGACGACGGCGACGAACUGAGCGACGACGAUAGUGGUGAACUGAGUGACAACGAGGUUUUCCAGCAAGGCAAGGAGGAUUUUGGUCAACGAAAUUUCCUCUUCAAAGGUGCUUCAAGCUUGGAUUUUCGAUUUCUCCACGUCGACCUCGACCUCCUAGGAGUCGCUCCCGUUCGCAGCCUAGCGAGGAAGAAGUUCCUACAGCAUCCUCCCCUCCAGCGGCUUCCUUUUUCGGGGUCGAGUUCCCCGCGGGCAGCCUUCCUCCUCAUGCUAAUACUGGUUGUAGCCGGGAGGUCUUCUCUUCAGCUUCCAUCAGGCAGGCCGUGAGGAAGUGGCUAGAUUGAAGGAGGCCUUGAGGCACGCCGAGGAGUCCGUUACUCUUAUUGCAGAAGACCUGGCUGGAUUAGAGCGUUCUCGUGAACAGACGCUCGAGAAGCUGGGAUCUACACAGGAGAGAUUGAUGAAGCUGAAGAAUGAAGCCGCGAAGAUCUUAAGCAGUUCCGAAGACUCUGUCCGAGCUAGUCUGCAGGCAGAACUUGAGCAGAGCUAUGUAGACAGGCUUUCUAGUUUAGAGUCCCAUGUUCUUAGCCGUCAGUUGCCUUCGGGCUAACGAGCUUUUUAUUAUAUGCUUUUGACUUGAUCUA
Molecule: messenger RNA, 683 nt
Organism: Asparagus officinalis (garden asparagus)
Lineage: Eukaryota; Viridiplantae; Streptophyta; Magnoliopsida; Asparagales; Asparagaceae
Exons: 4
Coding region: 1-366 (121 amino acids)
Source: RefSeq, a predicted model, not a curated record